Molecule: messenger RNA, 1705 nt
Organism: Marmota monax (woodchuck)
Lineage: Eukaryota; Metazoa; Chordata; Mammalia; Rodentia; Sciuridae
Product: multiple inositol polyphosphate phosphatase 1-like
Exons: 2
Coding region: 1-618 (205 amino acids)
Molecular function (GO): acid phosphatase activity; inositol phosphate phosphatase activity
Source: RefSeq, a predicted model, not a curated record
AUGGCUAAGGUAGACCAGUAUUUCUUAGAAAACCAAAAACAUUCCUUUCCACUUCAGUUAAGAACUUCUUACAAUGAUCAAUAUUGGAAAAGAGGAUAUGGAUAUACCAUUAAUAGUCGAUCCAGCUGCACCCUCUUUCAGGAUAUCUUUCAGCACCUGGACAAAGCAGUUGAAGAGAAGCAAAGUACUAGACACCAAACCCAGAAUCUUGAGCAUACUAAGUCUCAGCCAGUUUCUUCUCCAAUCGUCCUUCAGUUUGGUCAUGCAGAGACCCUUCUUCCACUACUUUCUCUCAUGGGCUACUUCAAAGACAAGGAGCCUCUAACAGCUUAUAAUUACAAGGAACAAAUUCAUCGAAAGUUCCGAAGUGGUCAUAUUGUACCUUAUGCCUCCAACCUAAUAUUUGUGCUUUACCAUUGUGAAAAUGCCAAGACUCCUCAGGAAGAAUUUCAAGUGCAGAUAUUAUUGAAUGAAAAGGUGUUGCCCUUGGCUCACUCACAAGAAACUGUUUCUUUGUAUGAGGAUCUGAAGAACCACUACAAAGACAUCCUCCAGAGUUGUCAAACCAGCGAAGAAUGUGAAUUACCAAAGGUGAACAGCACAUCUGACGAGCUAUGAGUAAUUGAAGAACGUUUUUAGUUCAUCAGUGCUUCCCCAUAGGGAGUGAUUACAUGUUUAUAAUAAGUAGACAAUAUCUUGAUUACAGAAGCUUUCAUAUUACUUGGCUAUUUCUGUCUUUUCACAGAAAAACUAAGUUUUUGGGGGAGGGUCUGGACCUGAUACAUAGAUAAGAAAUGAUUUUCACUGGAGCAGCUCUCUUAAGGAAAUAAAAAAAUCUUUUCAGAGAGACAACUAACACAGAAAGUGUUUACAGAAAUGAAAUUUUUCCAACUUCUAUGAGAAACCUCACACUGAAGUAGAGUAUAAUUUGAAAAUGAUACUUGCAAAGUCCUAGAUUAUCAAAACAUGUCAAUUGGAUGAUCCGUAAUUUGAUUUAACUGGUCUAAUUGUGCUAUAGAUCUGUUUUUUUUCUCAGGUGGAACAGUUCUAGUAUUAAUUGUGUCUCUUAAUCAGAAAUAUUGUGAUUAACUAAGAGUAUCACUUUAGAAGAAAGCUAACAAAGUAAGACUUUGAAACAGUGUUAAGAAACAGACUGAUUUAAAAGGGCAUUUUCACUGAAUGAAGCAAGAAAAAAGUAAGAAUUAUUUUUGUUAAUAGUAUUUUAUAAAGUAUUUAAAUUCUUUCAACAAUUACUUUUAAUAAGUCUUGCAAGGCUAUUUCAAUUAUCAUCAGACCUGUUUUAAGUAUACAAAAAUGGAAAGACAAAAGAGGACCAUUAGCAACAAGUCAGAUGGAUAAAUCAGAGUUUCUUAAAUUCAUUGUUUAGGUAUCUUUUUCAUUUUGUCCCUUGGCUCCCAUUUUUAAAUUUUAUUAUGUGAAGUGUAUCCUUUUUUUUUCUUUUUAUAUUCUUAGAUAUACAUGACAGUAGAGUAUAUUUUGACAUAUUAUAUAUACAUGGAGUGUAACUUCCCAUUCUUGUGGUUAGAAAUGCAUCUUUUGGUUGUUUGAUUUCUUUUUCAUUAAAAAAAAGAAUAUCAUCCUAGCUGACUUAGUUUCAUACAUCUGAACUCAUUUCAUAGAAAUACUUCUGAGUUCUAUCAAAUGCCAUGAAAAUAUUUCCUACAAUAAACAAAAUUCUUCUUUA